AAUAAUGAUAAGUCAUUUCUGAAACUUGAGAAAAUCAGUCAGAUCAAAUAAAAAGCACCAAGCAGAUUAAAAAAAAACUGCUGUCACAUCAGCUCUGAACUCUUCAAAUAUUAGGUAAGCAACCAUUUGAACAAUUCUGGAAAUAAAAAUGUAGUUGUUCAUUCUUUUUUCAUUACCAGUAAUAUCAAAUAAGAAUGACCCCUCACUAUAUGUGUGUAUUUUUUAUUAUCAACAUAGUUGUGUUAUAGUAUCAACAGACAUAAUUUCCAGAGGCUGUUUUUCUGUCUCAUUGCAUUAGUCUGAGAUGCUGCAAACAUUGUUGUUCAUCUUGACCAUCGUUCUAAUGACUUCAGAUGUUGACCCUGUUGAUCCGACAGAUAUGUAUUCCAUCAGAGUAAAAGAAAGCUUCACUGGAGAGGCCGGUUUGUGCAUCAGAGUAGACUGUUUUUUCACUGUCCCUCAAAGUGUCUCAGAUCCCAUUAGGAGAACCUGGUUCAAAGGAGAUCCACAAAACCCAGCUGUUCAAGUACCUUGUGUUGGCGAUUUGAGAGAGUGCAGCUUUCUGCUAAACCACUUGGUUCAGGGGGAAUCUGAUGGUGAAUACAGAUUGAAACUGGAAUGGGAACAAGGGGAAGUGUUUAUCUUUCCUCAGACAGUACACAUUACUGUAAAAGAACUCACCCAGAAGCCAACAAUAAACGUCCCACCACUCACAGAAGGAGAUAAAGCAGAGAUAUCCUGCAAAGUUCCAGGGGAUUGCAUAAAUCCCACAGCAAAUGUUGUAUGGGAAGGGAUUGAGCCCGAUGGAGUUCAAAGGAGAAUCGAAAGUCUGAUUGGUGAAGAUAAUUUUGCCGAGUUUUCAACAUUGACUUUCCAUCCUGAGCUCAAACAUCACAAUACUAACCUCACAUGUACAGUCAUUUUUCAAGGAAACAUCCAGACUGAAAGUACUGUCAUCCUCAAAGUAAGACAUAACCCAACAAUCCUGGACAGCUCUCGUUGUUUUGUGUGGGGUGAUGAACUGAGCUGCAUGUGUGUCAGCAGUGGUGAGCCGUUACCCCAGAUAUACUGGCUAAUACCGGAUGGUGCUAGUGAAUAUUACAGUGCUGUUUCAGAAGACAUCAUUAUAAGCAUCAUCACCAUUUCCAUUGCUAGUUUUGGGAACUUCAAUGCUACCUUUUGUGUCAGUGAAAAUCUCAUAGGACUGGCAAUAAUGGAAAUUGAAGUGCACGGGCAUGCUGAAAAACCCAAAGAAAAUUGGAGUUUUUCCACCCCUUGGAUAUUCUUUACCCUUUCAGUUGUUCUAAAUGUCAUCUUUGCUUUCUGGUUGACUGUCGUCCUACGGAGAGCAAGAUGUAAGAAACCAAAAGAUGACGUCCAAGUUUACAUGACUGCAAUGAAGAGAGAGGAAUCAGUGUAAGACUAUCAGAAUGUCUUCAGAGAGAUCUUAGUGAAUUGAUAAAUGCAUUACAGCUUUAUUGGGUUUAUGUCAAGCAGCUUUUCUUACACUGUAGCAUAUAUUGGAACAGUUAGCAGCAUAAAAAUUAUCUCUACAUCAUCUCUAUGUUAAGAAUUUAAUUUUGAUUAAAUAAAAGUUGUCAUUGUUUUCAAAGG
Molecule: messenger RNA, 1614 nt
Organism: Cyprinus carpio (common carp)
Lineage: Eukaryota; Metazoa; Chordata; Actinopteri; Cypriniformes; Cyprinidae
Product: sialic acid-binding Ig-like lectin 10
Exons: 6
Coding region: 305-1420 (371 amino acids)
Source: RefSeq, a predicted model, not a curated record